CUUGGCAGGUCGCUGGGGGGCGUCAUUGGGCUAUAAAUGGCGGAGGCUUUGGAAAGGACCGCCAGAGACCAUCCGACACUCAUUCCAGAAACACCCACUCAAGAUGGUGUCCCGAGGCGUGGCUGUGGCGGCGGCAGUGGCGGUGGUGCUGAGCGUGGUGGCGACAGUGCGUGCCGAGCCGGGCCUCUUCAAGGGAGGCUGCCGUCCUCACGUCAAAUACGUCCCGCACUACACCACGGUGCUUCAGAAGGUGCCGGUCUACCACACCGUCUACAGGGAGAAGAUCGUGCCCGCGCCCAUCUACAAGACCCAGUACAAGACCCUCUACCACACGCAGUACCACACACAGUUCGUGCCAAAGUACGUCACCAACACCAACUACAACACCAAGGUCCAGUACGUGCCGGAGUACACUACGCAGUACCACACGCAGUACCAGCCCAAGUACGUGCCCAAGACAGAGUACGUGCCCAAGUAUGUCUCCAAGACCCAGUACCACACGGAGUACUACACACAGACGCAGUACAAGACGGUCUACAACACCCAGUACGUGCCUGAGUACGUGACGAAGAAGGACGUGCAGUACCAGACCAGGUACCACACCCAGUACGUGCCGCAGUACCAGACGGUGGUUAAGACACAGCUCAACUACAAGACCUACUGCCCUGAGUCCUCCUACGGCAGCUACUGAAGAAGGCGUGGCAGAAGGGGAGGGUCUAGAGUGGCCGGUUCGCUGUCUCUCGUCUCCCUUCCUCCUCCUCCUCCUCCUCCUCCUCCCUGUUAAUACUUUACCGUUGUUACUCUUCUCGUUUUCUGUAAAUUAAUAAAUGCUUAACUGACGAA
Portunus trituberculatus (swimming crab) is the source of this 843-nucleotide messenger RNA. Its product is annotated as adhesive plaque matrix protein-like. The transcript is spliced from 3 exons. The record is from RefSeq and is a predicted model, not a curated record. The coding region runs from base 104 to 691 and encodes 195 amino acids. NCBI's taxonomy places the organism in Eukaryota, Metazoa, Arthropoda, Malacostraca, Decapoda, Portunidae.